AUGAUGAACCUGCAACUGUCAACUGCGUUUCAAUCGUUCGUAGAGCGGGUCAGGCAGUGCAAGGACCGGAGGGAUCUAUGCAGGCGGGUGAUCGACCGCAUGCUACACACCAAGCUGGCGGCGGCCUUCGACCGCUUCAGGGAGAUGAUUGACAAGUCUCAAGCUCAAAAGAAGGUGAUUGCGAACGUGAUCGGGCGGUGGGUGUCUCCGCUGGAGCGGCAGUGCUUCGACCGCUGGCUGGACUACGUAGAGUAUAUGCGAGCUUGCGAGAAGGAAGAGGCGCAGGAAAGGCUUCACGAGCAGUUACUUUCACUACGCAACGAGGUCAGCCUGAACCAAGACUACGUCAGGAGAGAGCAGGACCGCCGUACCGAGAUCAGCCGGCGGGUGGUGCUACGGAUGUUCCACAUCCAGCUGGCGACGGCGUUUGACUCCUUCGUAGAGCGGGUCAGGCAGUGCAAGGACCGGAGGGAUCUAUGCAGGCGGGUGAUCGACCGCAUGCUACACACAAAGCUGGCGGCGGCCUUCGACCGCUUCAGGGAGAUGAUUGACAAGUCUCAAGCUCAAAAGAAGGUGAUUGCGAACGUGAUCGGGCGGUGGGUGUCUCCGCUGGAGCGGCAGUGCUUCGACCGCUGGCUGGACUACGUAGAGUAUAUGCGAGCUUGCGAGAAGGAAGAGGCGCAGGAAAGGCUUCACGAGCAGUUACUUUCACUACGCAACGAGGUCAGCCUGAACCAAGACUAUGUGAGGAGAGAGCAGGACCGCCGUACCGAGAUCAGCCGGCGGGUGGUGCUACGGAUGUUCCACAUCCAGCUGGCGACGGCGUUCGACUCCUUCGUAGAGCGGGUCAGGCAGUGCAAGGACCGGAGGGAUCUAUGCAGGCGGGUGAUCGACCGCAUGCUACACACGAAGCUGGCGGCGGCCUUCGACCACUUUUUUGACGUCAUAUCGUAUUUACGAUACCGCAACUCUGUUUUGAUGAUGGUGAUCGGGCGGUGGGUGUCUCCGCUGGAGCGGCAGUGUUUUGAUCGGUGGUCUCAUUUUACAUCCGUCAUUUCACAACUCAGACAUGAAAGCGUGUGGGAGGCCUGGGAAUCAGGCGGAGCUACAAGUCUGGCCGUGGACUCCGCUACUUUCUCUAUUUUCUUUGAUCUAGCCAAACCCUCGUCGUUCGACAUGCAAGAAAUCAGAGGCCGAGUGCUCUUGGAUUUGGCCAAGAUCUUCUCCGUUGAGAUCGAUCGGAUCUCAUUUCCAGGGAAUGCCAGGAUGCAUUUGGUCUUGGAUUGCCAGGUAGAAUGUGCUCAUAGCUUGCAGCAGUUCGACAGCAUUCUUGCAUUGAAGUCAGACUGCUUCCAACUGUCCAACAAGAAAUUCUUCAAGACCAAACGGAACCAUUGGUGCUGCAGUGCCAAGUCAGAUAUCUCGAUUCGGGACGUCUUCGUCUCCAUCCCAUCCGGUCCCUCAGGUUUGGAGUCAAUGCAGGAACUCGACAAGGAGGAGGCACUGCUUCUGAACAAGGAAAACUUGAGUCAUUUCUGGACGUCAAAGUCGGGGAGAACAUUGAUGGAGGAAGCAUACCUAGGGUGGAGUCGAUAUGUCAUCAGAUUGACGGUGAUCACGAAAGGAAUUCUACAUCUACAGGGGAAGAGCGAGAAGUACAUCAUACAACAGAUCUUCAUCAAUUGGAAGGAGAAGGCGCAGCCCAAGCUCGUGCUGACUAUGUGCUGA
Messenger RNA from Guillardia theta CCMP2712, 1728 nucleotides. RefSeq lists its product as hypothetical. The record is from RefSeq and is a predicted model, not a curated record. NCBI's taxonomy places the organism in Eukaryota, Cryptophyceae, Pyrenomonadales, Geminigeraceae. The transcript is spliced from 5 exons. The coding region runs from base 1 to 1728 and encodes 575 amino acids.